This is a messenger RNA of Protobothrops mucrosquamatus (brown spotted pit viper), 1277 nucleotides long. Its product is annotated as protein kinase C-binding protein 1-like. The annotation marks the transcript as partial. NCBI's taxonomy places the organism in Eukaryota, Metazoa, Chordata, Lepidosauria, Squamata, Viperidae. The record is from RefSeq and is a predicted model, not a curated record. The transcript is spliced from 8 exons.
AAUCAGCAGCAGCAGCAGCCUCAGUCUUCCCAAGGAACAAGAUACCAGACAAGACAAGCAGUGAAAGCUGUACAGCAAAAAGAAAUUACUCAGAGUACUUCAACGUCAACUAUCACCCUGGUUACAAGCACUCAGCCUGUUUCUAUAGUAACCAGUUCUGGAUCAGCAAAUACACUUUCAUCUUCAGUUAAUACAGACUUGCCAAUAGCAACUGCUUCAGCAGAUGUGGCUGCAGAUAUUGCUAAGUAUACUAGUAAAAUGAUGGAUGCUAUAAAAGGAACAAUGACUGAAAUAUAUAAUGACCUUUCAAAAAAUACUACUGGAAGCACAAUUGCUGAGAUUCGUCGUCUGAGAAUUGAAAUUGAAAAGCUUCAGUGGUUACAUCAGCAAGAGCUCUCAGAAAUGAAACAUAAUCUGGAACUCACAAUGGCGGAAAUGCGACAAAGCUUAGAGCAAGAAAGAGAUCGUUUAAUUGCAGAAGUGAAGAAACAACUGGAAUUGGAAAAGCAACAAGCUGUGGAUGAGACCAAAAAGAAACAGUGGUGUGCCAACUGCAAAAAAGAGGCCAUCUUUUACUGUUGUUGGAAUACCAGCUAUUGUGACUAUCCUUGCCAACAAGCUCAUUGGCCAGAACAUAUGAAAUCUUGUACACAAUCAGCUACUGCAACACAGCAAGAGACAGAUAGUGAAGUUAGUUCAGAAACAUUAAACAAAGCAUCCCAACCUGGUUCCAGUGCACAGCCUGCACCUACAGAAACAACCAGUGCUCCAAAAGAAAAAGAGGCAGCUGUGGAAAAAAGCAAGGAAAGUGUUACGAUAGCAACAGGUGUGACAAGCAGCCAGCCUAUAAAGUUGGUCCAGGUACCGCAGACCACUACCUAUAUACCAACUACUCAACCCACAAUUACCAUUCCGGUAGUGGUAAGUCCUACAGCUGGGACUGUGGCAAUGAGAACAGGAGUUCAGUACGUUCAAACGACCAUGCCUGUCCAAGUACGAAGAGUCUAACUGCUAAUAAAGGAGACCAGGCAACUGUUGGAAUAAUAAUAAUCUCUUCAUUAGAAAUGUGAAAAAAAAUGCCUACAGUUUUUUGGAUUAACCUCAAAGGUUGAGACUUUUACUUUUGUACAUGUGUACAAAGCAUUAACUACACUACAUUAAUGUAAAGCAUUAGUGUUGGCUUUAAAAAGCCGGAGGACUGAUAAAAUUGAUGAUAAAUCUAUACUGUUGUAAAUUAUGUACAAUUUGUGGAUGACAUUAAGAGUGCCAUCCCUUUU